CGUUACAAGCAGCAGCGCUGUUACAAGGGUACUUGUUCUAUGAGUACCCCCUGUGGCUGAAACUGAGAGAGAUGGAGGAGGGCUGGAGAGAGAGAGGCGCCAAAUUUGGGACCGUUGCUACCAGGGGCGAUUCUGAGAUAGGGGGUAGAGCAGUAGCAGCAUCAGCAGCAGCAGGAAGAACAGCAGCAGCAGCAGGAGACACAGCAGCAGCAGCAGCAGGCACAGGAGCACCAGCAUCAGGAGCAGCAUUUUAUGGAGAAUGUGCCGUGUUCCCCUGGCACUGGUACGGGUGGUGGACGCAUGAUGCUGCAGCCAUGGUGCAGCUGCCCAAGCAUGCCCACUCCCGCUGGUACAUCAUGCCCAAAGACGAAUGGCUCUCGCCUGUGCUGCCCACCAAGAAGCAACCUGCUCUGGUGCUGAUGACCUAGGUGCCUGCUUCCAGUCUUGCCCGGAUGGAAUUGCAACGCCAUUGACAGGAAACCUUUUGCUUCAAGUUAUUUACAAGUGCUCCGAAGAGGCUCGGUUGAGGAAUCUUCCCAGGAAGCUCCGUUUCUUGUUGCUGAGCUGGAGUGGGACUCACGGUAUCAGUUUCAGGAGGAGACGAAUGGUGAAAUGCGUGAUAGCGAUGGAAGUGAGGGGGCUUGAGCAUUGUGAUAGGAAGGGAGCUUGGGUUGAGGCUAGCAGGGGAUUUAUUGUUGAGAAGGGUUGGCCUGAUAGUCGAAACCAUCCUCCACAUGGAUUCGUUUGGAGAGAAGAAUGUAACAUUCCCUUUU
Messenger RNA from Closterium sp. NIES-67, 773 nucleotides. The record is from the annotation of a GenBank genome assembly. NCBI's taxonomy places the organism in Eukaryota, Viridiplantae, Streptophyta, Zygnematophyceae, Desmidiales, Closteriaceae.